GUGACUACGCAGUAAAAACGAAUUUGUAAGGCAGCUGUAAGAGUUAGGCUUACGCUUUGAAACUGGAAGAUUUAGGCUUGUAAUUUGGCACAUAAAUAUUGUUACUGUAGAGUGCUGAUACUGAAAAAAGUAAAUUUCUCAAGUCUGUUGAAGUCUUUAACAUGUACAAUGGAAUAGGACUUCAGACACCACGGGGUAGUGGUACAAAUGGCUAUGUUCAAAGGAAUUUGUCAUUAGUUAGACGAGUGAAAGACAAAGUAAACUACAAAACAGAAGAAGACAUCAAGAAACUUGAUGCUUUAGCUAACAAACAACCAAAUGAAGAUAUACUAGCCCAUGAAAGGAAACGAAAAGUUGAACUGAAAUGUAUGGAAAUGCAAGAACUGAUGGAAGAACAAGGCUAUUGUCAAGAAGAAAUUGAUAAAAAAGUGGCAGCGUUUCGGUUGAUGUUAUCAGAAAAGAUAGAUACAGGGGAACAGGAGGUUGCUAGAGAUGAUUCUGGCCGGAUAAUGUAAGCUAUUUUCUACUG
Molecule: messenger RNA, 529 nt
Organism: Limulus polyphemus (Atlantic horseshoe crab)
Lineage: Eukaryota; Metazoa; Arthropoda; Merostomata; Xiphosura; Limulidae
Product: serine/arginine repetitive matrix protein 2-like
Exons: 3
Coding region: 162-515 (117 amino acids)
Source: RefSeq, a predicted model, not a curated record